UUCCCGAACAAGUGUGGUGCCCGGCGCUGCGCGGGACCUGGAGUGGGGCGAAGCAGUAGACUUGGACUUGGAGUCUUAGUAAAGGACAAGCGAGGCUCCGGGCCGAGACGUAGAGGUCACCCUUGGCAGGUUUCGGCGGAACUUGGGGGGCCAGAGCAAGCGCCGGGAGUCGCGCCUUAGGCGGCAGCGCAUUUCGGCCUGACUUUUGUUUCGGGGAAUUGAGACGAGCUGCACCGACGUAAUUGUAAUUACACUGCCCUUCCAGUGUUGACAACUCUCUGCGACUGCCCGGGGACCAGCCAGCUCUAAUGGACUCUAGAAGUGAUGAUGUUAGGUGGAAUCUGCAGCACGUGAAGAGUUGCCAGUAGUUAUGGGACUAAGAAAACAAAUCUGUAAUGGCUAAAGGGUUAUCUUAUGAUGAGGCUUUUGCUAUGGCUAAUGACCCCUUGGAAGGCUUCCAUGAAGUAAACCUUGCUUCACCUACUUCUCCAGACCUUCUUGGUGUGUAUGAAUCAGGAAAUCAGGAGCAGACUACCUCACCAAGUGUCAUCUAUCGGCCACAUCCUUCAACUCUGUGCUCUGCCCCAAUUCAGGCUAAUGCCUUAGAUGUUUCCGACCUUCCCACACAACCUGUGUAUUCAUCUCCCAGACGUUUAAACUGUGCAGAAAUAUCUAGUAUCAGCAUCCAUGUUACAGAUCCAGCGCCUUGUUCUACCUCUGGAGUCACAGCUGGGUUAACUAAAUUAACUACGAGAAAGGACAACUGUAAUGCAGAGAGGGAGUUUUUACAGGGUGCUACUAUAACAGAGGCUUGUGAUGGCAGCGAUGAUAUUUUUGGGUUGAGUACUGAUAGUCUGUCCCGUUUACGAAGCCCAUCUGUUUUGGAAGUCAGAGAAAAGGGCUAUGAAAGAUUAAAAGAAGAACUUGCAAAAGCUCAGAGGGAACUGAAGUUAAAAGAUGAAGAGUGUGAGAGGCUUUCUAAAGUACGAGAUCAACUUGGACAGGAAUUGGAGGAACUCACAGCUAGUCUGUUUGAGGAAGCUCAUAAGAUGGUGAGAGAAGCAAAUGUCAAGCAGGCAACAGCAGAAAAACAGCUAAAGGAAGCACAAGGAAAAAUCGAUGUCCUUCAAGCUGAAGUAGCCGCAUUGAAGACCCUUGUCUUGUCCAGUUCUCCAACAUCACCUACGCAAGAGCCUCUGCCAGGUGGAAAGACACCUUUUAAAAGGGGGCAUACAAGAAAUAAAAGUACAAGCAGUGCUAUGAGUGGCAGUCAUCAGGACCUCAGUGUGAUACAGCCAAUUGUAAAAGACUGCAAAGAGGCUGACUUAUCUCUGUAUAAUGAAUUCAGAUCUUGGAAGGAUGAUCCCACAAUGGAUAGAUCGUGUCCUUUCUUAGACAAAAUUUAUCAGGAAGAUAUCUUUCCAUGUUUAACGUUCUCAAAAAGUGAGUUGGCUUCAGCUGUUUUGGAGGCUGUGGAAAACAAUACUCUAAGCAUUGAACCGGUGGGAUUGCAACCUGUUCGAUUUGUGAAAGCUUCUGCAGUCGAAUGUGGAGGACCAAAAAAAUGUGCUCUAACUGGCCAGAGUAAGUCCUGUAAACACAGAAUUAAAUUAGGGGACUCAAGCAACUAUUACUAUAUUUCUCCUUUUUGCAGAUACAGGAUCACCUCUGUAUGUAACUUUUUUACAUACAUUCGAUAUAUUCAGCAGGGGCUUGUGAAACAGCAGGAUGUUGAUCAGAUGUUUUGGGAAGUUAUGCAGUUGAGAAAAGAGAUGUCAUUGGCAAAGCUGGGAUAUUUCAAAGAGGAACUCUGACGCUCUGCCUGGGACCAUGCAUGAACCUCCCUGAACACCUGGAAAAUGGCUGCAUAUUUUUAUGGUUACUUGAUAUUUAUUUCCAAGGAGUGGGCCCAAGACUUUUUCCCUCUUUUGCAGAUUACACUAAGAAGUACUGUGAUUUCUUUUAAAUUGACCUAUGCUGUGUCUGCUUACUCUUUAGUUGAACAUACUAUAAAGAAUUACAGGUGUACUAGUGAUUGUAAUAUUUAGUUGCAAAAAAAAAAGCUAAAUAAAUAAAGAAAUACAUCAACUUUA
Molecule: messenger RNA, 2093 nt
Organism: Neogale vison (American mink)
Lineage: Eukaryota; Metazoa; Chordata; Mammalia; Carnivora; Mustelidae
Gene: RAB3IP
Product: RAB3A interacting protein
Exons: 11
Coding region: 396-1814 (472 amino acids)
Biological process (GO): exocytosis
Cellular component (GO): Golgi to plasma membrane transport vesicle
Molecular function (GO): guanyl-nucleotide exchange factor activity
Source: RefSeq, a predicted model, not a curated record